AUGACUGCCCCGUCUUACGAACUUUCAAAGUUUGUGGGAAAAAUGAUUCAAAAUUCAAUCGACAGUUCGUACAAUAUCAAGGAUUCCUUCGAAUUUUGUGAUUUUAUCAAUAGUGUUACACUACCGCCUGGAUACUCGUUGAUUUCACUAGAUGUAGUGUCAUUGUUCACCUGUAUUCCGAAAGACCUAGUAUGCCAUGACGUGAUAUGUGGUUGGGAACAAAUUAAACCACACGCCAAAAACAUUUGUUUAGAUUUGUUUCUUGAGCUAGUAGAAUUCUGCAUUGACGCCAGUUUCUUCAAGUUCGACGGUCGGUUUUACAAACAGACUUUUGGUACAGCUAUGGGCAACCCGCUAUCACCUACAAUAGCGGACCUUGUCACAGAAACUCUAUUAGACUGCGUUUUAAAACAACUGAAUGUAAAACUACCGUUCAUCAAAAAGUAUGUGGACGAUUUGGUUACAGCCAUUCCACUGGACAAACUGGAUCAUGUAGUCGACACUUUCAACAGUUACAAUCCCAAUAUCCAAUUCACUUGUGAGAUUGAGGAGAACAACCGGUUACCCUUUUUGGACAUGCUGUUAGUGAGACACGACGACCAGCACAUCUCCACCGAAUGGUAUCAGAAACCCAUUGCGAGUGGUCGUUUCCUAAAUUAUCUGUCAGCGCAUCCCCCACAUCAAAAAAUAAAUAUGGCCAUCAACUUCAUCAACAGAGUCGACAAACUGUCUCCCGGUCUGUCAGAAGCGUCGAAAUUGGAGAUAAUGCACCGACAUUUGGAGCUGAAUGAUUAUCCGAAAAAACUACGCAACCGCCUCAUCAACAGAAGAAACACCCGACAAAAUAUUGUCAACCAACCGGACCAAAACAACGCAGAUACUACUUACCGGUCAAUAUUAUACAUUCCCUACCUCACUGACAAAAUAGGCAAAUACCUGAAAAAAGACUACUCUAGCGUAAAAUUAGCCACACGAAACACAAACUUAGCUAAACAAUAUUAUACACAAACAAAAGAUAAAAUAGCAAAAGACGAACACUGCAAUGUAAUUUAUGGCAUCCCCUGUAAUGAUUCAUGCCGCGUACCGCAACCACCGUCAUGCCACCAUCAACCCGGCCGAAUCGAGUGGUGCGACGACGAUGACGAUGACGACGACGACAAUGCGAACCAAGCGUUACAAAAUGAAUUACCAUCACCACGAGCGGCCAGCAGCAGCAACGGAGCGUGGUUUGGUUCGGUCCCUUGGAGCCGCAUCAUCUGGCGACCGUGA
Molecule: messenger RNA, 1269 nt
Organism: Sabethes cyaneus
Lineage: Eukaryota; Metazoa; Arthropoda; Insecta; Diptera; Culicidae
Exons: 2
Coding region: 1-1269 (422 amino acids)
Source: RefSeq, a predicted model, not a curated record